ACGAAAGCGGCACUAGACUAGAGCAGAUUGGGGGGGAGGGGGUGCGUUCAACUGUUUCACAGAGGAAGAAGUAGUGGCAUGACAGGCUGUCUAUUGUAGGUUAAAGUGUGUCUUACCAAACAAGUAUUCAAAGCCAAAAGGUUUGGUUCUAGUUGAGACGAGAUAAUUAUCCCAACACGAUUUCGUGACCUGCUCAAAGGGUUCCAGGACUCUGCACACCUCCUCCACCACCUCCCAUUCCUCUUUGGUCAGACAUCCAACAGUUCCUCUGCCAAGUUCUCUGAGGUGUGUCUGUCGCUGAACUCAAAGCAGUCCAGAAGACAGCUAGACAUGGAAAAUCUUCAAUGAAGUGACAUGUAACUGACAUGUAAGAAGUGGUUACCCUUGAUGUCCAGCAGUCAGUGGUAAGGCAAACUGCAGUAGCUUUUUGGACUCUUCCCCGCACUGAAGCCUGUGUGCUCUCGUACAGUUGUAGAAUAAGUGAUUUUGAAAGGGUUUUCUUGCUUGGAAUUGUGUACAUUGGAUUUAGACUAUUGCUAUAGUUUCUAAAAACCUCUGUCCUCCACGAUCGAAAAUGGCUGGAAUUUGGUGGCAAUAAUUUUAGCAAAUGCAAUAUCAAUUUGGCCUUUGCUACAGACAUAGACUUUGGCAUAAACUGGUCCAUAGAAGACUGCGUAGCUGUGCGUCGCGGAGUAGGCCUACUUGACUGAGUGGAUAUAUCUCCACGUGUGGAGGUGCUGGCUCCACCACUAUCACUAGCAGGCCUAUUAGUUUCUGGAAGCUCUGCUACAGCUAGCUUCACAGUUGGGUGCACAGUUCGCAUACACCGGUGUAGGUUGUGCAUAGAACCGGCUUUAUAUGAGAUUUUGUUUUGGCAAAUUCUACACUGUGCUCUAACAUUGUCUACAUUAUUAAAAUGCAUCCAAAUGCUACUGUGCUUCCGACUCAUUUUCCAGCUGUUGUUUUCACAGCUGUCCUUCUUCUCUCUCCUCGGCUGCUAAGUGUGUGACUGUGAGUGUGUUGGCUCGGCAUCACGCAUCUUUGGUUCAUUGGUUGACACUUCGUGUCUGAUUGACAGGAACAACAGAUUCGGCUCUUCUGAUAUGCGAGCCAGCUCCCAACGUUCACCUACAAGAGCCGGUUCUUAGAGCCAACCAGCCACGUCUUGCUUCCGGACAAGCUAAACACGUUCUUCGCCCGCUUUGAGGAUAACACAGUGCCACCGACACGGCCCGCUACCAAGAACUGUGGACUCUCCUUCUCCAUGGCCGAAUAAAAUGCCACUGUGUGAAAGGGACGUGUGCUAUAUACAAUGGAUUGUCUACGUCCCCACGUUCGUGGUGGGUUUACCCCUCAACCUGGCCACCCUGUGGCUCCUCCUCUUCAGGAUCCGUCGAUGGACUGAGUCCACAGUCUACCUCAGCAGUCUGAUCAUCAACGACAUCCUUCUCAUCUUUUCUCUGCCCUUCAAGAUAUACGCCUUCGGCCGCACCUGGGGCCUGAGCAUGGGCUUCUGCACCUUCCUGGAGAGCCUGGUGUUUGUCAACAUCUAUGGGAGCAUCGUACUGAUCGUGUGCAUCUCGGGCGACCGAUAUGUUUCUCUGCGGUUUCCAUUCAACGGCAAGCGUCUACGCUCGCCACGGAAGGCUGCCCUGGUAUGCCUGGCUGUGUGGGUGACGGUAUUCGCUUUCACCACACCCGUCUAUGAGCUCCACAACAAAAACACCACUAGCCUGCACAACAACAACGAAACCAGGUGUUUCGAGGGAUUCUCCAGGGAAACCUGGGGGAAGAAAUGGAUCAUUGUCGCCAUGGAGACGGUAUUCACAAUCAGCACUGUCACUAUGUUGUUCUUCUCGGUGCGCGUGAUGCAGAUCCUGAGUGACAUGCGGCGUCGGAACCCGCUGGACAAGAAGGUGAGGGACAACAAGUCUGUGAAGAUCGUCCUGAGCAACCUGGUGGCCUUUAUGCUGUGCUUCAUCCCGUACCACGUGGCCGCAGUCGUCUACUUCCUGGCCAAGAACGGCACAGAGAACCCAGACGUCAUCAACCCCCUCAGAGACUUCGUUCACAUCAGCACCUGUCUGGGCAGUGUCAACUGUCUGACGGACGGGGUCUGCUACUACUUCAUCCUGAAGGAGAACCUGUUGACUGCCAGCCAGGAGAGGAGGAGGAUGUCCACUAGAGGGAACAACGUGGCAAAGCCCGGGGAAAUCGACCAGCAUCCGAUGGACAACAUCAUGGUCAAGGGACCCAGAGAGACAGGAUCAGACAACCAGGUCACUGGAGAUCGAUAGGACUUGCUAGAUAGAUGUGGUUUAUCGGAGUGGAGUGGAGAUUAGGGUGGAGGCGAUUUCCCUGUAGGUGGAUGGCUAUUACCUCUAUCUGGGAAACGGAAACUCAGAUCACCACAACAGAGAGGAGACAAGUCUCAUGAAAGACUCUCGAAGAAUGAAUGACUGGUGUUAGGUUCUAAUUCUCAGAGUAAAAAACUCAAAGGACAUUUAUGAAAGCUUAACCAAGUUUAUUCUGCCCAGAGGGUCAAUACAGCUGCAUUUAGAUAAAAACAUUUUCACACAAACACUGAUAUUUAACUGUUCCUCAUAGGCUGAGUCUCCUCCUACCCAUCUGUACAAACAUCAUUCUUUACUGCUAGGCAGGACACUAGUGAUACGGGCCAUAAACUUUUAUUUCUCCCUUAAGGUGACCUGACCUGACCUCAACGCCCCUCCAUCACUAAUCCACAGCUCUCUCCCCCUAUCAAUGCCUGCCACAUGUAAUCGCUUCUGAUGGGUGUCACCUUGGGGUCAUGAUAGUGGCUGCACCAAAUUAUUGAUGUAUUACAAUAAUUGAUUAUGCUUAUGUUGUAUGAAUAGAAAGGGAAGGGCUAUAAGACGCUUCCCCACUACAUUUAUAGGGUCCUGGACCACAGAUGAGCAAUAUAUUCAUUAUAAGGUUUAAUACUGUUCCACAGUUCUUUUCUAGUCUCUGCCUCUUAUAAGAAACGGUCUGAGCAGAUAUGUGAGCCAUUGCCGUCAAAACAGAGUGUCUGUGAGAAAGCACCUCAAGGCUAAAAGAGAUACAUAGACACAGACCCCUGCAGGGGAGUAAAGAGAUAGGAGACAAGUCAAACAUACCACUGUAAGCCACACGGGAAUGGAAAUUACUGCUGGGCUAUAGUUUUCUCCUGCAAGUUUGUAUAACUGUAUAUGCAUGGGCUGGGUCUCAUCAGUAGAAGGUGUUGAUGUAGGCAGUUACAUUACUAGGGGUUGACUGCAAGCAUAUUAAAGCAACUUUGACCUUUUAUAUUUUGCAGAACUUACUCUGAAACGUGUGCUGUGUUUCCGUUGUCAACUUCUGUCUGCAAUUGCAUUAAUAAAGGUUUGAUUUAUUUACUUAAAGAA
This is a messenger RNA of Oncorhynchus nerka (sockeye salmon), 3404 nucleotides long. It is a transcript of the gene gpr55a, whose product is annotated as G protein-coupled receptor 55a. Gene Ontology annotation, cellular component: plasma membrane. Gene Ontology annotation, biological process: phospholipase C-activating G protein-coupled receptor signaling pathway; positive regulation of Rho protein signal transduction. The transcript is spliced from 5 exons. Lineage: Eukaryota; Metazoa; Chordata; Actinopteri; Salmoniformes; Salmonidae. Gene Ontology annotation, molecular function: G protein-coupled receptor activity. The record is from RefSeq and is a predicted model, not a curated record. The coding region runs from base 1278 to 2297 and encodes 339 amino acids.